AAUCCCUCUAGUUUGGUACUGGUUUGUUAGAUUAUGUGUAGCAUACAUGUUAUUUCGCUUGGAUGUUGCAAUGGGUUUUAGAUUUCAGUUCUUAUAGGAUUUAGUUUACCUUGAUAUUAUUUUACAAGCUAAUUCACUCCAUAACUUGAACGAUACUUUUCUCUUCUUUUUUUUUCCUCCUUUUCCCACUCUGUUUUUCCUCCAGGUCAUUACAAGAAUGAAAAAUGAUUUAAUUAAGUUGUUCCCAAAAAGUUAUUUGAUAAAGUUGAAGUGAUUAAUAUCUUGUUUGAGGAUUUAGACUUCUCUUUCUUUUUCUGGAAAAUAUGAUUUACUGGUUUAACUUUCAAAUAUGUUUCAAGAAAGUUUUACUAAUCCCUCUGUUAAGUUUCCCUUUGAAAUGUAAUUCCCUUCCACUAUUUUUUCUCUCUUUUGUUUAUUUAAGUUUUAGAUUAGUUGAUUAGCUGGUUUCAUAUUUGUGUGCAAAGUAUGCCUGAGUAUCUAUUUUAGAUUAGUUUCAAGUUGUGACGAGUAGUCGAUAGUUUAUUUUGGGUCAUGAAUUUAUCACACUCAGUUGUUCUGCCAUUCCUUGGUGUACCUCCGUCUUUAAGAUUCCGUAUUUACUUUUUGUUUCAUGUUUCAGUUGGAUAGGUAAGCUCAUGGUUCAGUUUCCGCAUUUAGAUUUAGAGUUAAUUAAAUUGCUAAAUUUACGGAAUUUUUAUGUGUUUGAACUCUGCAUAAUAUGUAGCUAUGGUUCAAAAGUUGAUCCUUUGCCUUAUUUGUUUAAGUCUAGUUCUGUUUGUUUGGGAUUUCAAAAUAUUUUCCAGUUAAGUUUGACUUAGUUGUUAGACCUGUUCACAUGGAUUGAAUCUUGAUAGAUUACAUGUUUAUUUUAAAAAUAUGUAGCAACUCUCAUUGUUUCAGAUUUCAUGAUAAGUGCUAUGUUUAUUUUUCCAUAUAAAAUUCAUAUUAUAUUGUAAGGAUGUUGUUAUAGUUCAUGUUUUCUCCCAAGAUAUGCAUAUUUUGGAUUAGUUCUAAACCACCCUUAGCAUGUCCAAAUAGUUCAAAUUAUUUUUCCCCUUUUUACAUGUGUAUGAUUGAGAUACUGAACUUAUAUGCAGACUUUAACCUUAAUAAUGUAUCAUAUGAUUUUGUAUUGAUGUUGAUGUAAACUCAGUUUGUUGAGAACUCUAUUUGAUUCAUUAUUUUCCGUCGUUUAAGUAUGAGGCUGAAAGUGUAUGGUUUUAAUAUCUUGUUUGGUCACUGUUUUUAGUAGUAAACCUGGUCUGAGUGUAUUUCCUUUCGAAUUUAACUUGACAAAUCCCUAUAAUUUGGUCUGAUGUUGAGAGUUGUCUUGAGAAUCUAUUUUGGUUGGGAUUACCUUUCCUCAAUACUAUAGAGUACAUUUUCCAGAAACUAAACGAGAGGAUUAUCCCUUAAUGACAUAUGACUGCCCCCUUUCUUUCCUAUACAUGCUAGUGUAAUCUGAACCAGUGAAAUUAAAAGCGCGCUUAAGGCGCGCCUAAGCGCAAAAGCGCGGCACAACACAACUUUGGCGCUCCACCUAACCUGAAGCGAGGCGCGUGUGGUCAGAGAGCCUUUAAUUUUAUUUUUUUAAAUUACAGUAGGUGUCUGUCACAGUUCCCUAAGGGAGUAAAUUAGAGUUUUCAAGAAAAAUAGAAAGAGAUGGAAUAUUAUAAGAAGGCAGAGAAGUUUGAAGCUCAACAGAAUAAGACAAGAUCAGCUUUUGGACAACUGAAACGGCAAGCCUUCAUCACAGAAUGGCAGAGGACUUGUCUAAAGGCAAUCGAAGGGAUCCUGGCUGGAAAUAUAAUCAUUUGCAGAAUCCUAAUGACACUACAAGAGUCACAUGCAAUUUUUGUGGAAAAACAACCAGGGGUGGAAUUAAUAGGGCAAAACAACAUUUGAUUGGGAACUUUAGGAAUACAGCAAAGUGUUUAAAUUGCCCACAGGAGGUUAGAGAUGAAUUGAGAAAUUACAUGGAGGAGAAAAUUAAGAAAGGAAGUCUAUACUAAUGAAUUUUCUGGAUUUGAUGAGUUUGAUUAUCAAGACGAUGUCGGUGGAGAAGAUGAAGUCCAAGAGAUCAUUCAUAAGAAAAGAGGUGGAGGAAGCUUUCCUAGUAGCACUAGUAAGAAAUUGGCCAAAGGAAAGGGACCCAUGGAUGUGUUUCUACAAAGGCAAGGAACACUUAGGCAAGAAAAUAUCAAAGAUUCAUAUGAUAAAGAAGCAAGAGCAAUGACAAUUCAAAAAGUUGCUCUUCUUUUACGAUAAUGGGAUCCCAUUCAAUGUUGCUCGCUCAAAAAGUUUUAAGGAAGCAAUUGAGGUUGUAGGAAGGUAUUGUCCAAACUUGAAGCCUCCAAGUUACCACGAAUUAAGGGUUCCGUUACUUAGGAAGGAGGUUGAGUUGACCAAUGAGAUUAUAAACAAACAUAGACAAGAAUGGCUGAAGUAUGGAUGUUCCAUUAUGGCAGAUGGAUGGUCAGAUAGAAAACAAAGAACUUUGAUAAACUUUUUGGUGAAUUCUCCGUAUGGAACAGUGUUCAUGGAGUCGAUAGAUUCUUCCUCAUUUGUUAAGACUGGAGAGAAGUUAUGUGAAUUGCUUGAUAGAUACGUGGAGCGCGUUGGAGAGCAGAAUGUGGUUCAGGUUAUAAGUGAUAAUGGCAGCAACUUUGUGUUGGCUGGUCAGCUCUUACAGAGAAAAAGAAGACACAUAUAUUGGACUCUGUGUGCAGCCCAUUGUAUAGAUCUUAUGUUAGAAGACAUCGGGAAGAUUCCAAACAUUAAGAAGACCCUUCAAAGAGCAAUCGCCCUUGUCGGUUUCAUUUAUGGGCACUCAGGAGUCUUAAAUAUGAUGAGAGAUUUCACAAAAAAUAAAGAGUUGGUGAAAUGUGGGAUUACUCGAUUUGCAACAAGUUUUUUGACUUUGCAACGAUUGCAUUGUCAAAAAACUAAUUUGCGAGCAAUGUUUACAUCUGACAAAUGGAUGAUUAGUAGAUGGUCUAAGUUACCAAAGGGACAAUCUGUAGCUCAUACCGUCUUGAUGACAACAUUCUGGAACCAGGUUGUGUAUAUUUUGAAAAUCAUGGGGCCUCUUGUUAAAGUGUUGCGAUUAGCUGAUAAUGAGAAAAAACCCGCAAUGGGGUACAUUUAUGAAGCCAUGGAUAGAGUUAAGGAGGCUAUUGCAAAGGCAUUUGAAGGGAAUAUUGCAAAGUACAAAGAUAUCUUUAAGAUUAUUGAUGAAAGAUGGCAAUGCCAAUUGCAUCAUCCAUUACAUGCAGCUGGGCAUUAUCUAAAUCCAGAGUUCUUCUAUCAAAAUCCAGCUAUUGAAAAUUGUACAGAAGCAACAGAUGGGUUGUAUGCUUGUAUUGAAAAAUUGGUUCCAAGCACUGAAGUUCAAGACAAGAUUAUGUCGGAGAUACCACUGUACACUAAAGCUGAACAACAAUUUGGCCUUCCGAUUGCAAAAAGAUCUAGAACAACAAGAUCUCCUGUUGAAUGGUGGAAUUUAUAUGGUAAUUCGGCUCCUCAUCUCCAAAAAUUAGCUAUUAGAAUUUUGGGUUUAACGGCUAGUGCUGCUCGAUGCGAGCGUAAUUGGAGCGUAUUUGAGCAUAUCCAUACCACAAAAAAAGGAACAGACUGGAGCACCAAAGAUUGAAUGAUCUGGUGUAUGUCAAGUACAAUCGAGCUUUAAAAGCCCGUUAUGACUUGCAGAGUGUUAUUGAUCCAAUCUCUUUGGAUAACAUUGAC
Messenger RNA from Lycium barbarum (goji berry), 3765 nucleotides. RefSeq lists its product as uncharacterized. The record is from RefSeq and is a predicted model, not a curated record. The transcript has 5 exons. Lineage: Eukaryota; Viridiplantae; Streptophyta; Magnoliopsida; Solanales; Solanaceae. Gene Ontology annotation, molecular function: protein dimerization activity. Bases 2483 to 3673 code for a protein of 396 amino acids.